Drosophila albomicans is the source of this 602-nucleotide messenger RNA. Its product is annotated as zinc finger CCHC domain-containing protein 9-like. The transcript is spliced from 2 exons. The record is from RefSeq and is a predicted model, not a curated record. Gene Ontology annotation, molecular function: nucleic acid binding; zinc ion binding. Lineage: Eukaryota; Metazoa; Arthropoda; Insecta; Diptera; Drosophilidae. Bases 72 to 476 code for a protein of 134 amino acids.
CUGGAGCUUCGAAGGCAGAACUACGACGAAAGUUUGAACAACGGAAGUGGCAACAAAAUGAGCGUUUUGCAAUGUACUUCGAGGAGAAGAUCGUUUUAGCACAAUCAAUUAAAUUGGACAACGAUGAGCUUUUGGAACAAAUCAUCGAAGGUAUAACGUCGCAGAACUUACGCAACCAGGCGCGCAUUCAAAGAUUUGGGGAUACAGAGCAGAUGUUACAAGCCUUUGCACACAUACGCCUUCCGAAGUACGGUGCAAUGGGAGGUACUAAGACGACGGCGGAGAGCAACAAUAAGCGAUGCCACAACUGCAACUCCAAAUGUCAUUUUGCCAAGGAAUGCCGCAAGCCAAAAAGGGAACCUGGAUCAUGUUAUGCUUGCGGAGAGAUGGGCCAUGUCAUAGCAGAAUGCAAGAAGAAGAGUGUUGGUGUACUCAACAAAAGCACCGGGUUCGACAACAGUUAUAAUGCCUCAUAGACUCAGGAAGCCCUAUUUCAUUUCUGAAGAAAUCAUCAUUUCCAUUAAAUAUACCACUAGAUAAACCAGUCAAUAGUCUCUAUGUUGGAAUUAACAAAAGUGAAUUGAAUACGUUUGAAAAGUAAC